GAUGCUGGGAGGAUGAAGAUGAAGAUGAGAGGGAGAAGGAGGAGGAGGAUGAAGAUGACAGCAGCGGAAGAGUAUUGACACCUAACCACGCACACUAAAGCUAAUAGCUAACUGCUACAUGCACGCACAGAUUCCGUUAUACAUGCUGGCAGAAGGUGGCUCCUCAGUACAGUAGCUACUAAUGCACACAGUAGCUUUGUCCUAAUUGCUGCCUAGCGCCUUGACAAAAAGAAGCUAACACACGUACACGCACACGCGCGCGAUGCAGUGUCCCAGGUGUCCUAUUGGACGAUAAAGCGGGCAGGAAUUGGUGAACAUACAUCACAUUCUCUCGUUUCGCACUCACACAAGAGUGAAAAGGCCUUGGCGGCCCAUAUAAGUACAAAUGUUGUGAUCUCUGACUGAGAAGCAGCAAGACUCAAGUUAGAUAUGUCCAAACGAGCUGCGGGAGGCCGGGGCAAGGGGGAGAGAGCAGACACCAUGGCGACCGUUCAAGCUGUCAAUGACGAACUGAGAGCUAAACUAAUAGACAUCCAGUUAGAACUUCAGCAGGAGAAGAACAAGGUGACGCCAUCAACAGUCACUGUCUAUAUGUGUGCAUGUGUGUCAAGUUCUGGUGAUGCGGUGUUGAUGUGUGUGUCAUGUCAGGUUAGUCGUCUGGAGAGAGAGAAGAGUCAGGAACUGAGGGCGGAGCAUCACCGCGCCACCGUUGCCAUGACGGAACUCAAAAGCAAACUCCACGAGGAGAAGCAAAAGGAAUUAGCCUUUACCAGGGAGACGUUACUACGGCAGCACGAGAUGGAAUUGAUGAGGGUGAUCAAAAUAAAAGAUGGAGAAAUUCAACGAUUGAAUGGUUUGGUGCUAACGCUGCGGGAUGGUUCCAUGGAUAAGGUGAGGAGUGCUUUGCUGGCAGAGGUGGAGGAGACACAGAGGAGCUGGGAGGCUGAGCGAUGUCGCUUCCAGCAGGAGGUUCAGGAGCAACGUGGAGCAAGGAGGAGCGCAGAAGAAGCACUGGCAGUGGCGCACCAGGCCUGCCAGUCCCGAGUAGCUGAGCUGCGCUCUGCUCAUCAUCAACACCAGGAGGAGCUUAACAGAACCAAGAGAGACUGUGAGAGGGAGAUCCGCCGACUGAUGGACGAGAUCAAACUCAAGGACAGAGCAGUUAGUGUUUUGGAUAAGGCUCUGGGGCUCCAGGCUGGCCAUGCCCACCGACUUCAGCUGCAGACUCAGGCUGCUGAGCAGCAAAUUGCAGCCCUGAGGGAUGCACAAAGGGCGGGGCUAAACUACCCAGGAAAUGUCACUAACACCACUACGAACAAUCCUCUUCAGAUUUCUCAGGAGGAUCGAGACAUGCGAAGAUUUCAACUGAAAAUCGCUGAGCUCAGCGCAGUCAUCAGGAAACUGGAGGAUCGAAAUGCUCUCCUGUCUGAAGAACGCAAUGAACAGUUGAAGCGACUGAGAGAAACAGAGAGUCAGUUUCUUCCUCUUCUGGACAAAAACAAACGCCUGAGCAGGAAGAAUGAAGAGCUAUCGCUCAUGCUGUGUCGCCUUGAAAACAAACUGCGCUUUGUCACCCAGGAAAACAUGGAGAUGGCAACUAUGAGAAGGCCGAGUUCGCUCAACGACCUGGACCGCAGCAACUCUGGUGGUUACCAUGGUUACAGCCAGGACGACAGUGAAAUGGAGUUUCUGCGACUUCAAGUUCUGGAGCAGCAACACAUCAUUGACGACUUGUCCAAGGCUCUGGAAACAGGAGGUUAUGUCAAAAAUGUCAUUGAAAGAGAUUUGUUGUUACGAUACAGACGUCAAGAAUCGGUGAGGAGGAAACGAACUGUGAGAUCCUGCAGGGUUAUAGAAACGUUUUAUGGUUAUGAUGAAGACGUUUCGGUGGACUCAGAUGGAUCAUCCUUAUCUUUUCACACUGACAAAACCCCUGACACGGAACCUGAAGAGGUGUGUGUUCGUGAGGAAGCGGAGCUUCGCUAUCGCCAACUGACACAAGAAUAUCAAGCUCUGCAAAGAGCCUAUGCUCUGCUAACUGAGACGAGUGGCGGGAACUAUGACGCUGAAAAGGAGAUCAAGACCAGAGAACAACUGCUGUCAGAAAUCAGUCAAUGUCAAACCAGAAUAACAGAUCUAGAGUCAGCAUUGAAACAACAAGGACGGGAUGUGAAGUGGGUGGAGGAGAAGCAGCUGUUGUAUCAGAGGAACCAGCAGUUGUUGGAAAAGGUGAGGCUUAUGGAGGCAGAAGAUGUUUGUCUGAAAAACGACAUCCAGGACAUCAGAGACCAAAAUGAACUACUUGAGUUCAGAAUCUUAGAGUUGGAGGAAAGGGAGUGGCGUUCCCCUGGCAUGAAAUUCCAGCAAGUCCAUUUCCCAGACAGCGUCAGUCCAUUGCAAGUGUAUUGCGAGGCGGAGGGCGUAACUGACAUCGUGAUCAGUGACCUGAUGAAGAAGUUGGACAUCCUAGGCGAUAACGCCGUAAGUAAUCUGGCCAAUGACGAGCAGGUGGUUGUGAUUCAUGCCAGGACUGUUCUCACCCUUGCUGAGAAGUGGUUGGAAUCCAUUGAAGUGACAAAGUCAGCACUGCAACAGAAGAUGUUGGACAUUGAAAGUGAGAAGGAUUUGUUCUGCAAGCAGAAGGGCUACCUCGAUGAAGAGCUCGACUUCAGGAAGCGCUCCGUGGAUCAGGCUCAUAAGAGGAUCCUGGAGCUGGAGGCCAUGUUGUAUGAGGUGCUACGGCAACAGGAUGAGUCCAGAAUUGUUGGACAGAAGGACGGUUGUGUGAAUGACAUGUUAACAGAGGACCAGAGGGAGGGGCUUAAGAGCGCAAUGGACCAAUGGAAACGAGCUGUGAUGUGCGAGCUGAGGGAGCGAGAUGCUCAGAUCCUCAAAGAACGAAUGGAUCUGCUGCAAGCCACACAACAGAGAAACAAAGAUUUGGAAGAAUUCAUUGAAGCUCAGAAACGACAAAUCAAAGAAUUAGAGGAGAAGUUUCUCUUUCUCUUCUUAUUCUUCUCUCUGGCCUUCAUCCUGUGGUCCUAACAUCAGCUGAGUCUGGCAUCCUGCAGCUGAACACUCAGCCUAUCCGAAACCAGCUGACCUCAAUGUCCCACAAUGCCUGUGUGCUGAUUCCCAGUGCAGGUGAUGAUGAUUUCUACUGCCUUUGUUUCAAAUUUUCAAAGUACUAUUUUACCUAUCUGAAGAAGUAUGUUGUUAAUAUAGUUGUAAAAGGUUCAAAUAAAGUGAGUGUGAAAAGGA
This is a messenger RNA of Phycodurus eques (leafy seadragon), 3261 nucleotides long. It is a transcript of the gene jakmip3, whose product is annotated as Janus kinase and microtubule interacting protein 3. The record is from RefSeq and is a predicted model, not a curated record. The transcript is spliced from 23 exons. Gene Ontology annotation, molecular function: kinase binding; microtubule binding. Bases 430 to 3045 code for a protein of 871 amino acids. NCBI's taxonomy places the organism in Eukaryota, Metazoa, Chordata, Actinopteri, Syngnathiformes, Syngnathidae.